UGAUUAAUCAAAUCUCCAGAAGGUUUAAAUGAGAUGGGCACUGGGAGUGGGGGCAGUCCUCCUUUCUUGCCGCUCCUUGGGAGCCACCCCACCCUCAGGAAAGAUGUCUACCGUGAGGAUCUUUUGCCUGGUCCUGAGCCUGGCAGGCACAGUUUGGACUGCAGAGACGGGCCCAGGUGAAUUUUUAGCUGAAGGAGGAGCUGCGCGUGGCCCCAGGCUGAUGGAAAGACAGCAGUCUUCCUGCCGAGAGACAGACUGGCCCUUCUGCUCCGACGACGACUGGAACCAAAAAUGCCCUUCUGGCUGCAGAAUGAAAGGGUUGAUUGAUGAAGUUAAUCAAGAUUUUACAAACAGAAUAAAUAAGCUAAAAAACUCACUAUUCGAUUAUCAGAAGAACAACAAGGACUCUAACUCACUGACCAAGAAUAUAAUUGACCUAGUGAGAGGGGAUUUUGCCAAUGCUAACAACCAUGAUAAUACAUUCAGCCAAGUGUCGGAGGACCUGAGAAGCAGGCUUGAAGUUCUGAAGCGCAAAGUCACAGAACAAGUACAGCAUAUCCAGCUUCUGCAGAAAAAUGUCAAGGCUCAGUUGAUAGAUAUGAAACGACUGGAGGUGGACAUUGAUAUUAAGAUCCGAUCUUGCCAAGGGUCCUGCAGUAGGUCUGUAACGCGUGGGAUAGAUCUACAGGACUAUGAAGAGCAGCAGAAACAACUUGAACAGAUCAUUGCCAAAGACUUGCUUCCCUCUAAAUAUAGGCAGCACUUACCAGUGUUAAAGAUAAGCCCGGCUUUAGAUUUCUUUCCCAGAGAUUUCAAGAGUCAGCUUCAGACAGCCCCUCCAGAGUGGAGGGCACUCACAGAAAUGCAACAGAUGAAAAUGGUGUUACAGAGGUCUGGAACAGACGGCAAUCCCCGAGGAGACUCUGCAUCUUAUGGAACAGGACUAGCCCCUGAAAGCACCAGGAAUCCUGAACCUGCUAGUACAGGAAAUAGGAAACCUGGCAGUUCCAGACCUAGUGGUGCUGGCACUUGGGAAUCUGGCAGUUCCAGACCUGGUGGUACUGGCACUUGGGAAUCUGGCAGUUCCAGACCUGGUGGUACUGGCACUUGGGAAUCUGGCAGUUCCAGACCUGGUGGUACUGGCACUUGGGAAUCUGGCAGUUCCAGACCUGGUGGUACUGGCACUUGGGAAUCUGGCAGUUCCAGACCUGGUGGUACUGGCACUUGGGACCAUUCAAGUCUUGGGUCUGGAAGUUUUAGGCCAGAUAGCUCAGGGCAUGGGAACACCAGGCCUACGAAUACAGACUGGGGCACAUUUGAAGAGGAUUUGGGAAGUAUAAGCACAGGGUCAAGGAAAGAGCACUACCACACAGGUAAACUGGUCACUUCUGACGGAGGAAAAGAGCUUCUGAUUAGUAAUGAGAAGGCCAACACUGGUGGCCCAACCCCCGGUCGUCGUUUUUCAUGCUCCAAAACCGUCACGAAGACUGUUAUAGGUGCUGAUGGACACAAAAAAGUGACUGAAGAAGUGGUAAACUCUGAAGAUGGUUCUGACUGUGGGGAUGCAAUCGAUUUAGGCUCAUACAGUCUUUCUGGCACGGGUGGCCUAGAUGACUUCCGUAGGAGGUUCCCUGAGCACGCUGAUUUUUUUGACAUGGGCUCAACUGAAAAAUUACUCUCGUUACCUGCGCACAGAGAAUUGGAGACUAAGACCCACUCUAUGAGCUCAGCAUCUGACUUUAUAACCGACUUAGGGGAAUCCAGUUCUCACCAAGUCAAAAAAACUUCUCUUGACGUCAGAGGAACUCGUACUACCACGAGAGGCCGUAGUAAAACUCGCCCAGCCAGAGACUGUGAUGAUGUCCUCCAAACACAUCCUUCAGGUGCCCAAAGUGGCCUUUUCAAUAUCAAGCUACCAGGAUCCAGUAAGAUUUUUUCAGUUUAUUGCGAUCAAGAGACCGGUUUGGGAGGAUGGCUUUUGAUCCAGCAAAGAAUGGAUGGAUCACUGAAUUUUAACCGGACGUGGCAAGACUACAAGAGAGGUUUCGGCAGCCUGAAUGACAAGGGAGAAGGAGAAUUCUGGCUAGGCAAUGAAUACCUCCACUUACUAACCCUGAGAGGCUCUGUCCUUCGGGUUGAAUUAGAGGACUGGUCUGGGAACUGGGUAUUUGCAGAGUAUCACUUGAGGGUAGGCUCUGAAGCAGAAGGCUACGCUCUGCAGGUCUCCUCCUAUGAGGGCACGGCGGGUGAUGCUCUGAUUGAGGGUUCCAUGGAGGAAGGCACUGAGUAUACUUCUCACGCUGGCAUGCAGUUCAGCACCUUUGACAGGGACGCAGACCAGUGGGAAGAGAACUGUGCAGAAGUCUACGGUGGAGGCUGGUGGUACAACAACUGCCAGGCGGCCAAUCUCAAUGGCAUCUAUUACCCUGGGGGCUUCUACGACCCCAGGAACAACAGUCCUUAUGAGAUUGAGAAUGGGGUGGUCUGGCUGCCCUUCAGAGGAGCCGAUUACUCCCUCAGGGCUGUCCGCAUGAAAAUCAGGCCUCUGGUAGCCCAGUAAGCUGACAGAGUGGAAAUGAGAGAACUCCGUUUUGUUUAGUGAAGUGGAGAGAAAAUAAGGAAGAUGAAGGAGUCAAGAUUCUCUACAACUUAAAAAUUCCCGGGUGCUAUUUUAUUAUUUUUUGUACUGUAGCUAAAUGUAACCGAGACAUAUUAGUGCUUAAAAAAAAUAAAGUUAUAUGAUUUUUUAAACCUUUAAAA
Molecule: messenger RNA, 2760 nt
Organism: Phyllostomus hastatus (greater spear-nosed bat)
Lineage: Eukaryota; Metazoa; Chordata; Mammalia; Chiroptera; Phyllostomidae
Gene: FGA
Product: fibrinogen alpha chain
Exons: 6
Coding region: 29-2560 (843 amino acids)
Biological process (GO): platelet activation; fibrinolysis; positive regulation of peptide hormone secretion
Cellular component (GO): fibrinogen complex
Molecular function (GO): signaling receptor binding; extracellular matrix structural constituent
Source: RefSeq, a predicted model, not a curated record